Daphnia pulex (common water flea) is the source of this 1241-nucleotide messenger RNA. Its product is annotated as CUB and sushi domain-containing protein 1-like. The transcript has 6 exons. The record is from RefSeq and is a predicted model, not a curated record. Bases 169 to 1113 code for a protein of 314 amino acids. NCBI's taxonomy places the organism in Eukaryota, Metazoa, Arthropoda, Branchiopoda, Diplostraca, Daphniidae.
ACGUCCUUCAGCCCCAUGGAAACCUGACGUACCAAUUAUAUCUGCAAUUUUAUUGAAGCCUACAUUGUAAAAUUUUUAUAUAAAAUUGGUGCUCUUUUAAGUGAAUCCACCAGUGAUUCCACUGCCAUCGUCAUUCUUGGAAUCUUAAAUUUUCAAUUUUCAUUAAGAAUGAAAGCUGUUGUCAUUAUUUUGACGUUAAACUUUUGCUUUUUGACAAUAUUGGCAGGCAAAUUACCCAAAGUGUUGACGGAAGAUGACAUCAACAAUAAACAAGUUUUUUUCGACAGGGAAGCGCCGUCUGCCCGAGCGUGUGGUGGUAGUUACAAUACCGCAACUGGAAGCUUCUCGUCUCCAAACUAUCCAAACCCAUACGGCUUUAACGAGAACUGCCAGUACACAAUCCAGGUGGGGUUCAACGAUCGCGUAGUGUUGCAAUUUGCUUAUUUCAAUACAGAAUCUAAUUUCGAUUAUGUCACGGUUUAUGAUGGACCAACAACCGCCUCGCCCGUUUUGCUUCGUCUCAGUGGGGGCCCAUAUUCCGCUUAUCCAGAUGUUGUUUCAUCAGGUUCUAGUUGCCUUGUGGUUCACAUCUCUGAUUAUUCGACCAGUUACAACGGCUGGCAAGCCAAUUAUUACUCUACCCCCAUUACAACGACUACAACUGCAGCUCCGGUUCAGAAUUGCCCGCCAUAUUUCCAAGGUGACACAACUAUUCCUUGCUGGAACUUGAAUGGCAAAUGUUACUGUUUCUCUAACCGCUAUCAAGAUUUCACCUGGGCUCAGGCGGAUGGAAUUUGCAGGGGAGGAAACAUGACCUUGAUUAGUCUUGAAACUAAAGAAGAAGAUGAGAUAAUCUACAAUCAUUUUCGAGCUACGCCAGAUUUGAAUAUUAACUAUCCUUAUUGGACAUCGGGGAGUUAUAACAAUGGGUGGAAAUGGGCCGCUACUGGUCAGUCGUUUACUUACACAAAUUGGCAAACAGGACAACCCGAUGGCAAUCCACCUGCAGGAUAUUGCGCCUAUGUUAAUUUCGGUGUUAGUAACUUUAAUAGUGGAUAUUGGCUUGACUAUACCUGCACUUCCAUGUUCAGAUUGAUCUGCGAAUCAUUUUGAAUUUUCACAUCCUUUACAAACGAAUAAUAUUAAAGCAAUUGGAAACAUAAUUUCAUAAGCUAUUUAAAAAUAGCUUAAAAAAUGUUGGAUACAAUUGAGUAUUUGGAAAUAAAUUGAUCAAAUGUUAA